UCACGCCACGUCAGCUAACCCGAAAGCUAGGUUAAGAAAAGCGAAAAAAAGAAAUUCUUUGAUCUUCCUCUCACUUCAAUUCCCAGUUCGAUUGAAUUCUUGAAGGAAAGCUUGGAAGUCAUUUCUAGGUUUUCUUUCUCGCUUCGCAAAAUGAGUAUCACGAACAACGACAAUAACAGUAACAGCAAUAGCAAUAGCAAUUACAGUAAUUCCGGUGAUCGAGAUCUAGGGUUGUACUUCUUGGAACUGGUUCGUCAGAGGUCUUCGUUGGCGGCUGCUCUUCCUCUUAGACCGGGUUUGAUGGACCAGGACAAGAAGCAGUCCCAAGACCAGCGUGUGAUUGGGGUCAUGGAAGCACCAGGGGAGGUGGAUGAGGACGAUGGAGAGGAGGAAUUGCCGACGGAGCUGAACACAAUCAACAGUUCAGGUGGCUUUCUGGUGGUGUCCACCGAUAAACUUUCUGUGAAGUACACGAGCGUUAACCUCCAUGGGCACGAUGUCGGAGUUGUGCAGGCCAACAAACCCGCUCCCGUCAAGCGCCUGGUCUACUAUUUCGAAAUUUUUGUCAAGAAUGCUGGGGUUAAGGGCCAGAUUGCCAUCGGUUUUACCAGCGAGAGCUUCAAAAUGAGGAGGCAGCCCGGGUGGGAAGCAAACAGUUGCGGAUAUCAUGGAGAUGAUGGGCAUCUUUAUCGUGGACAAGGAAAAGGGGAUGAUUUUGGCCCAACCUUUACGACCAAUGAUACAGUUGGGGGUGGCAUUAACUAUGCAUCGCAAGAAAUAUUUUUCACUAAAAAUGGGACUAUUGUGGGAACGGUGUACAAGGACAUAAAGGGUCCCUUAUUCCCUACAGUUGCUGUUCACAGCCAGAAUGAGGAGAUUGAGGUCAACUUUGGGCAGAGACCAUUUGCUUUCGAUCUCAAGGAAUAUGAAGCACAAGAAAGGAUGAGGCAACAAAUGACAAUCGAGAAGAUAUCUUUGCUACCAAAUGUUAGUCAUGUAAUUGUUCGUGCCUACUUACUACAUUAUGGCUAUGAAGAAACACUUGACGCAUUUGACUUGGCAAGUAAAAGUACCAUACCUCCUAUCAAUGUGCCUCAAGAGAAUGGUGUUCAUGAGGAGGACAUGGCAUAUGCCUUAAACCAGAGAAAAGCAAUUCGUCAGCUAAUUAGGAAUGGUGAGGUUGAUGCUGCAUUCAGUAAACUCCAAGAAUGGUAUCCCAAGAUUGUUCAGGAUGAAAAAUCGGCGACUUGCUUUCUACUUCACUGUCAAAAGUUCAUUGAACUUGUUCGGGUUGGAGCUCUGGAAGAAGCUGUGAGAUAUGGAAGGAAUGAACUGGCAAGGUUUUUUGGGUUGGCUGGAUUUGCGGAUAUGGUUCAGGACUGUGUUGCAUUGCUGGCAUAUGAACAUCCGCAGGAGUCCUCAGUUGGAUACCUUCUCAAGGAUUCACAGCGUGAGCUUGUAGCUGAUACAGUAAAUGCCAUGAUCUUGUCCACAAAUCCCAGGGUCAAAAAUUUGCAAGGCUGCUUGCAUUCAUGUCUUGAGAGGUUACUCAGGCAGCUAAGUGCUUGCUGCUUAGAGAGAAGAUCCUUGAAUGGGGACCAAGGCGAAGCUUUCCGUUUGCGCAGAGUACUUAAUAGUGGUAAGAAGGCGAAGUUCUAGUUGGUAUAUUUGUUGUACUUUUCAUCUUCUGUUCAUUUGGGCAAGUUGGUCUAUAUAUGAAGAUGUUACCAGUGAGCAUCAUAUUGUUUGUGGCAUUUGCCCUUCGGAGUGGAAGCCCUCUAUGUAUAGGCAAUCUGUGUUCCUGCUUCACUCCCUCGUAAGGUUGCGGUCUUCUGUACAGGACUGUAAGCUUGUGCUAACAAACUUGAAUGUGAAAAAAAAAAAAAUUCAACUACAUUCAAUGAUGUUUUCCAUAUGAUUAAUCUUUUAGAUCUAAAGCCGGGUGAAUGAUACGUUGUGUUUCGUUGUAUAUACAUUUGGGGUUCUGGGGAAGCUGUAAUUGGUAAAAUCGUUCGUCUUCCAUUGGAUUGUAUGGAUAUAUUGGAAAAAUGAAUAAGUUGGUUCGUGGUUGCGUGCU
Molecule: messenger RNA, 2077 nt
Organism: Tripterygium wilfordii
Lineage: Eukaryota; Viridiplantae; Streptophyta; Magnoliopsida; Celastrales; Celastraceae
Product: ran-binding protein M homolog
Exons: 10
Coding region: 151-1659 (502 amino acids)
Biological process (GO): cytoskeleton organization; cell surface receptor signaling pathway
Cellular component (GO): cytoplasm
Molecular function (GO): protein binding
Source: RefSeq, a predicted model, not a curated record